Molecule: messenger RNA, 2357 nt
Organism: Chelmon rostratus (copperband butterflyfish)
Lineage: Eukaryota; Metazoa; Chordata; Actinopteri; Chaetodontiformes; Chaetodontidae
Gene: calm3a
Product: calmodulin 3a (phosphorylase kinase, delta)
Exons: 6
Coding region: 213-662 (149 amino acids)
Molecular function (GO): calcium ion binding
Source: RefSeq, a predicted model, not a curated record
UAGCACACCGGCGUCGCUGGAUUUAGGUUUCCGGGCAACUCUACUGCAACACCGGGAUACAGUCAGCAUAGAUUUCCCGAGACAUAUAUUUUAAUAAAGUUUGCGAUUAGUUCAGGGCUUAAUUUGAGUAGCUGUCUCCCAGUUAAGGUGAAUACAAAGCCUUACGUUGGUCAUUUUGUCAUCUUCACGGAGCUUGAAAAGUCUACGGGACAAUGGCUGAUCAGCUGACUGAGGAGCAGAUUGCUGAGUUCAAGGAGGCGUUCUCGCUGUUUGACAAGGAUGGUGAUGGUACAAUCACUACCAAGGAGCUCGGGACUGUGAUGCGCUCUCUGGGACAGAACCCCACUGAGGCUGAACUGCAGGACAUGAUCAAUGAGGUGGAUGCUGAUGGUAAUGGUACAAUUGACUUUCCUGAGUUCCUGACCAUGAUGGCCAGGAAGAUGAAAGAUACAGACAGUGAGGAGGAGAUCAGAGAAGCCUUCAGAGUCUUUGACAAGGAUGGUAACGGCUACAUCAGUGCAGCAGAACUACGGCACGUCAUGACCAACUUAGGAGAGAAGCUCACUGAUGAGGAGGUGGAUGAAAUGAUCCGUGAGGCUGACAUCGAUGGCGAUGGUCAGGUCAACUAUGAGGAGUUUGUCCAGAUGAUGACUGCCAAGUGAGGAGAACACUGAAAUUUCUCUCUAAACGUUGCUUGUCCUCCUAAGAUCACUGUCUGUAAGAACCAAAAAAAAAAAUUGAACAAUUAUCGAAUGUUAGACAAACUUCCCCCUAAAACUUUUUAAUAGAUUUUUGCGAUUUGCGCUUCAGUAUGUCCAACUACUUCUGAGGUAUCUGUUUAGCAAACACCAACAGAAUAAUCCCUAGAGAAGUUAAUGGACCAAGCUUUAAGAGGGCCGACGCCCCGUACUUCAGACCAAGAUUCUGCUGAGUCACCCAGCUCCUGAUUAAUUUAUAGGAAAGAGCAAUACUGAAAAGGCAGAGGGAUAGGAACCCAUGCCACAGUUCGACUAGAGAAGUUUGCUAUUUAAAUCUUUCCAAUAUUUAACAAAGAAAACCGACUCUCUUACACCAGUGGUGAUUCUCUAAAUACUGAAUUGAGUACUCUUCCUGCAUGCACCCUUUCUGUGGCGGUCUCUUGUCACAUCAAGGAAGCUCUGAUCACAUCAGAGGUAGUGGUCAGACUGUGUACACACUGGAGGUAUAUACAUUACUAUAUAGCUAUAUAUCUGUAAAAUUUGUGUCACUAUUGAUUAUUGCAAGAGCAAAUAGUUGCGAUGUAGGGUGUUCUGGUGCUCAUUUGGAGAUGAGCAUUCUUAUACCUUGAAGAGUUCGGACAAGAUCAAGAGACUGAAAACUGCUGAUGGUUUUUUCCUUUCGGGGAUGCUCUAUUGUCUUGUUUGAGUCGUGGGCUUUACAUUGCCUGCAGCACUGAUUGGAGACAGAUAGUAGUAUGUUGUAUUGCUUCAGGAUGAUUAUUGUAAAAACACACUUGAGGACUGCAGUUGAUAUCCUGAUGAUACAAUAUUUAUUGUAAUGCUUUAUAAAUGUGUUCUCAAAUAUUAAUGUAUUGAUGACAAACUUUGGUCACCAAAUAUAUCAAUAUAUAUUAGUGUGUCGUAAAGUUUGCAUUGCCUAUUGUUGUAGUAAAUGACCUGUGACAUGUUUUCUCUUUGGUUUUGAAAUGUGCCAUAAUACUCUAAAACGCCUCAACCUUCUUGCAAGACUCGUAGUUCAUUAGAAUAUAAUAAAUCUACUUAAUAUAAUUACAUAUAAAAAAUACAUGCAGUUGAACAUAUUUGCACUUUGGUAUAAAUCAUGUGGAUAUUAAAAAGGUUUUGUUCUAAAAGAAGAAAAAGAAAGCAAAUGUCACCGUUGCUGCUGCUAUAACAACUCAUAUGUUACACUCCUUUCUCGUCCUUGUUGUUGUCUAAUCUUCGAUUUGUAGUCCGGUGAUUCAAACUUCAAUCUGCUUGCUGUUUUACUGAACAGAAAUACAUACGUUGUAUAUUCACAAACACUGCUCAUGGUGAGGUGUGUUUCAUUUGGGCUUUUAGAAUGGGACUUUCACGUAAGGAUGAAAUGGGGUUGUAGCAAAGAUUUCAGCUUUAGAUGUGAGUUUGGUUUCGGGGCUAGGUUUUUGAACAGUUGGCUAAAUUUAAGAAGCAGAUUAUCUGAGGUAUUUUAGGAUUUCCUCAAAGCACGAAAUGACUGCUCUCAUUGAGGCGUUUUAAUUGGAUAGCUUUGAUUCAGAUGUGGGGAAGUAAAUGGUAAAAUGACUGUUAACUUCUGAAGGUAUCUCAAAAAUGUAAAGAUGUGAUAUAUUUUCCAUAAAUCAAUAAAUUGACUGAGCUUUA